Molecule: messenger RNA, 1388 nt
Organism: Anoplopoma fimbria (sablefish)
Lineage: Eukaryota; Metazoa; Chordata; Actinopteri; Perciformes; Anoplopomatidae
Gene: ponzr1
Product: plac8 onzin related protein 1
Exons: 5
Coding region: 31-564 (177 amino acids)
Source: RefSeq, a predicted model, not a curated record
UUAUCUCCACGGCCACACGGGGUCGCUCGCAUGGCACGAUGUGUAGCAUUGUUGAUGCUGUGUGGGAGGAGAGGAGGUUUACUGGGAAACAGAAACAGAAAGAGAACUGCAGCAGAACCCACCUGCACCGAGACUGGUUUCAUUCACCGCACACAGACACAGAGGGAAGUCAUGGCCGUCCACCAGCAGCCGACCCAGGUGGUGACAGUGAUGACCACUGCCCAAAGCCCUGGCUCAUGGAGCACUGACCUCUGCGACUGCUUCACUGACAUGGGCACCUGUUGCUGCGGCUUUUGGUGCUUCCCAUGCAUGCAGUGUCAGACAGCCGCUGACUACGGGUGGUGCUGCUGCAUGCCGCUCCUGGACGCCUGCUGCGUGGUGUCCUGCAUCCUCCGCUCCUCCAUUAGAGAGCGCCACAACAUCCCCGGCUCGUGCUGCGAUGACUGCUGCAAGCUAUUCUGGUGUUACGAGUGCGUCUGGUGCCAGAUGAAUCGUGAGCUGAAGAUCAGGCGUCAACAGGGGGCGAUCACCUCAGUGGUCACCACACAGGUCAUCAGUGGAUAGGCCAUGACUGUUGAGGUCAUAAGACAUGUUUGCCAUAGAGCUUAAUAGUUAUUUUCUUAAUGUUCCUAUGCCUAUACAAAGCUGUAUACUUAAGCACAGCAACGUCUCAUGUACACCAACUUUUAGCAGUUAGCACUGAGCAUCAUAAACUUACAUUUUAUAGUAGGGAUGUGACUUUUGUAAUAGAUUUUUUUAUAGACUCAAUGUUGCUGUUAAAAGCCUGUUAAAGUUUUGUGUUGAAUGUUAUCAUGUUAACACAUUGGAUGUUUGGGUACUGAAUGAUGUCAGCUCAGGUUCUUGUCUGACCUUUGAGUUCUUCUGGCCAAUAAAAUAUUGCUGUUUCAGUUAACAAGCUCCAUCUUUCAACAUAUUGACUACUACACAAUCACAUUGUUCUGUCAACCAGCUACAACUCUCCAGUUGUUCAUUUAUAAGAAGUCUUGUUCACAAAUGUUUUACUGUUUCUCACUUCCCUUUUCCUUACCUGUUGAAAGUUGGUAAAAAUGUCGAAAGGUUAUUGAGUCAUGUGUUUGAGCCCAAAUCUUUUAUUACUUGUGCAACACAUGCAGGGUCUAUAUGUCCGCAUAAAAUCAUGACUAACAGGUUCAGUUUGCACUGCAUGUUUGAGAUUUAAAUAUCUUAACAGAUCGUGGAUGGGUUGCCAUGACAUUUACACACAUUCAUUGUUUCAUGGGUGGUGAUGUUUAUGGGAUCAUCCCUGAGUUAGUUUUUAAUGUUUGAAACACAAAGGAGAGUUCCAGCUGUGACUGAGGAAGGGAAAUAAAGGGAAAGGGGAAUAUUUGUAUUUCUCUGAGGACACUGUG